Molecule: messenger RNA, 1791 nt
Organism: Lepus europaeus (European hare)
Lineage: Eukaryota; Metazoa; Chordata; Mammalia; Lagomorpha; Leporidae
Gene: TKTL1
Product: transketolase like 1
Exons: 13
Coding region: 1-1791 (596 amino acids)
Molecular function (GO): transketolase activity; thiamine pyrophosphate binding
Source: RefSeq, a predicted model, not a curated record
AUGUCUGACUCGGAGGCGAGCACUGCGAUGGCUGAGGAGGGCAAGCCCGACGAGAAGACGCUGCAGGUGCUGCGGGACAUGGCCAACCGCCUGCGCAUCCAUUCCAUCAGGGCCACAUGCACUUCGAGCUCUGGCCACCCCACAUCGUGCAGCAGCGCUGCUGAGAUCAUGUCCGUGCUUUUCUUCUACACGAUGAGGUACAGACAGACAGACCCGGAGAACCCAGACAAUGACCGCUUCAUCCUCUCGAAGAGGCUGUCGUUUGUUGAUGUGGCAACAGGCUGGUUUGGACAAGGACUGGGGGCUGCAUGUGGAAUGGCAUACACUGGCAGGUAUUUCGACAAGGCCAGCUACCGGGUGUUCUGCCUCUUGGGAGAUGGUGAGACCUCAGAAGGCUCCGUCUGGGAAGCAAUGACCUUCGCUUCUUACUACAAUCUGGACAACCUCGUGGCGAUCUUUGACGUGAACCGUCUGGGACAUGGUGGCACCUUGCCCGUUGAGCACUGCAUAGAGAUCUACCAGAAGCGCUGCGAGGCCUUUGGGUGGAAUACUUAUGUGGUGGAUGGCCGGGACGUGGAGGCACUGUGCCAGGUAUUCUGGCAGGCAGCUCAAGUGAAGGGCAAGCCCACUGCUGUGGUUGCCAAGACCUUCAAGGGCCGGGGCAUGCCAAAUGUUGAAGAUGCAGAAAGUUGGUAUGGAAAACCAGUGCCAAAAGAAAGAGCAGAUGUAAUUAUCAAGUUAAUUGAGAGCCAGAUACAGACCAGUAGAAAUCUUGUGCCAAAACCCCCUAUUGAGGAUUCUCCUCAAGUCAGCAUCACAGAUGUAAAGAUGAUCUCUUUGCCUGCUUAUGAAAUUGGCGACCAGGUGGCUACUCGGAAAGCCUGUGGUUUGGCUCUAGCCAAACUGGGUUAUGCAAAUGACAGAGUCGUUGUGCUGGAUGGUGACACCAAGAAUGCUACUUUCUCUGAAAUAUUCAAGAAAGAGCACCCUGAGCGCUUCAUUGACUGUUUUGUUGCUGAGCAAAACAUGGUGAACGUGGCACUGGGCUGUGCCAUCCGUGGUCGGACCAUAACUUUUGCAAGCACCUUUGCCACCUUUUUGACCCGAGCAUUCAGUCAGCUGCGCACAGGAGCCAUCUGUGAAACCAGCAUCAGCCUUAUUGGCUCCCACUGUGGGGUGUCCGUGGGUGAGGACGGCCCUUCCCAGAUGGCCCUAGAAGACCUGGCCAUGUUCCGAGCCAUUCCCAAUUGCACUAUUUUCUACCCAAGUGAUGCUGUCUCUACCGAGAAUGCUGUCUGCCUGGCAGCCAACACCAAGGGAAUGUGCUUCAUUCGCACCAGCCAGCCAGAAACUGCAGUUAUUUACAGCCCGCAAGAAACCUUCAAGAUCGGACAAGCCAAGGUUGUCCGCCAAAGUGUCAAUGACAAGGUCACAGUUAUUGGAGCUGGAGUUACUCUCCAUGAAGCCUUACUGGCUGCUGAUGAUCUUUCUAAAGAAGGUAUUUUUAUCCGCGUCAUUGACCUGUUUACUGUUAAACCCCUGGAUGCUGCCACCAUCAUCUCCAACGCUAAAGCCACAGGUGGCCUGAUUAUCACAGUGGAGGAUCACUAUGCAGAAGGUGGCCUCGGGGAAGCUGUGUGUGCUGCCGUCUCCAAGGAGCCUGAAAUCGUGGUUCAUCAGCUGGCAGUGGCAGGAGUGCCCCGGAGUGGGAAACCUAGUGAGCUGCUGGAUGUGUUUGGAAUCAGUGCUAGACACAUCAUGGUGUCCGUGAAAUGCAUUUUAAUGAACUAA